Bipolaris maydis ATCC 48331 is the source of this 921-nucleotide messenger RNA. The record is from RefSeq and is a predicted model, not a curated record. NCBI's taxonomy places the organism in Eukaryota, Fungi, Ascomycota, Dothideomycetes, Pleosporales, Pleosporaceae.
AUGAUAUCUUGGAAACUAGUUCAUUCUCUAGUUCUGGCAAUAAGUGUUUGCCUCGCCUUGGCCCACGAAAAUUUAAGUUCCAUGGAGAUUCGGAGCAGAGUAUCAUGGACCUCCCUGACUUUCGACGAGAAGGAUGCGUACGUAAACGCCGAUCUCUGCCUUCUGGCCGCACCUUCGAAGCUAGGUCUCACAGGGGCCGUGUCGCGUUGGGAUGACAUUCAGUGGCCACAUGUAGUUCAGUCUGCCAGUGUCCACAACGUCAGUGCCUUUUUACCGUUCCAACGAUACCUCAUGACUGCGCAUGAGCAUCUCAUUAGGACCGAGUGUAAUUACACUGGCCACAUGCCAUAUUGGAUGUAUGAUACCGACAUGUUCGAUGAUCGAUACUUUGGCGGUAACGGUACGGACGGCACAUAUCGAGUGAUUGAUGGUAAAUUUGCGAAUCUGACGCUGCGAUGGCUGGGGGAUGGGUCAACAAAGGACCACUACCUCACACGUAAAAAUGACGAAGCCUCGUUGAAUGGGACCGACCGGGAGAAUAUUGCUAAGAGUAACGCGAUAACGAAAUACACUUCGGCAUGGGAAUGUUGGGCUUCGGGUUCGGGUCCUCAUGAGGCCGGUCAUAGAGGUAUCGGUGGCAUUAUGCAGGACGACGCUCUGAGCCCUGGUGAUAUCCGCUGUUCUACCUGCACCACUCUUGGCCCGACAAUCUGUGGAGUUCCGAGUGCUCCAGGAGCACCCCAAAACCCAACCAAUCAUCUGGGUGGCACUGGUCCGGAGUUUACCAACUACUUUGGUGACAACGGCGGCAACGUGACCACUUUGAACCAUAACAUCUACAUGGCAGAUAUUCUCCCCAACGUAACCAUUGGCCAGCUCAUGGACCUUAAUGGCCCGGUCAUUUGCUCUGAGUACUACUGA